AUGGCGGGCAGCUGGCGGGAAGUAGACAGCGGGGAGCGUUUGCGCGCAGCGCCGCUCGGCGCCCAGCGGGCGCCGGCGUUGCUGCUGCCGCUGCCGCUGCUGUCCCGCGCAGAUUUACCUGCUGAGCAAGUCCCGCGCAGAAUUUACCCGCUGAGUAACGGCGUCGCCGCAUUGUUUCGUGUCGGAGUAAAGAGGUUCUCGAGUGACAGGGUGUCGGCAGGCGGCCAGCAGCAACAGAUGUCCGGCCGCCAGAGACAAAAAGGCGGGCGACGCAUUAGGGACACUGCGCACGGCACGGCACAGCCCGCCACCCUGCGCUCCCAUGUGUCGACCAAAUUACACGCCGCCGCCGCCGCCGCCGCCACGCACCGCCACGCCGAUCGCGUGUCUGUCCGCAUCUGCCGCUGCCAACUUGGCAGCGGGGGCGGCGGCGGCAGCAAGCGGCGGCGGUCGCGCACCAACUUCAACAGCUGGCAGCUGGAGGAGCUGGAGAGGGCCUUCCUCGCCUCCCACUACCCGGACGUCUUCAUGCGGGAGGCGCUCGCCAUGCGCCUUGACCUCAAGGAGUCGCGCGUCGCCGUGUGGUUCCAGAACCGGCGCGCCAAGUGGCGCAAGAAGGAGCACACGAAGAAGGGCCCGGGCCGGCCGGCGCACAACGCUCACCCGCAGACGUGCAGCGGGGAGCCCAUCCCGGAGGAGGAGCUGCGGCGCAAGGAGCGCGAGCGGCGCGAGAAGAAGCUGCUCAAGUCGCUGGAGCGCCAGCAGCGCAAGCUGGCCGCCAAGGGCGUCGCCGUCGACCUGGACACGCUGCGCCGCCAGUGGGAGGCCAAGCACCGCGCCCACGCGCCCGCCCACCAGCAGACCCAGCCGCCGCCGCCGCCGCCGCCCCUGCAGCAGCAGCAGCAGCAGCCGCCGCCGUCGCCGCCCCCGGCAGCCGACCUUCCGGAAGACCGGAGCCUGUCCCAGCCCAACGACGACGAGGAGGAUAUCAACAUCGUCUCGGACGACGAGGCCAGCUCCAACUGCGGCCGAGUAUCGCCUACGCCGCCUCCGCAGCCGCCG
Molecule: messenger RNA, 1062 nt
Organism: Schistocerca americana (American grasshopper)
Lineage: Eukaryota; Metazoa; Arthropoda; Insecta; Orthoptera; Acrididae
Gene: OdsH
Product: homeobox protein BarH-like 2
Exons: 5
Biological process (GO): regulation of DNA-templated transcription
Molecular function (GO): DNA-binding transcription factor activity, RNA polymerase II-specific; sequence-specific double-stranded DNA binding
Source: RefSeq, a predicted model, not a curated record